Messenger RNA from Serinus canaria (Common canary), 1793 nucleotides. RefSeq names its product prokineticin 2 (gene PROK2). NCBI's taxonomy places the organism in Eukaryota, Metazoa, Chordata, Aves, Passeriformes, Fringillidae. The transcript has 3 exons. The record is from RefSeq and is a predicted model, not a curated record. Bases 731 to 1066 code for a protein of 111 amino acids.
CCGACGGCACCGACGGGAGCCGGAACCGGCAGGGACGGAGGGCUCCGCAGUGGGGACGGGGAAGGGAGUCGGGGUUUGUUCGCCGGGAGUGAUAGCGGGACUGGGGCAACCGUCUAGGAUAAGGGGUGCCCGGAGAAAGGGGAGCGCUCUGCCGUGCGGGAUGCCCGGGGAGAGGGGAGCGCUGUGCCAUGCGGGAUGCCCGGGGAGAGGGGAGCGCUCUGCCGUGCGGGAUGCCUGGGGAGGGGAGCGCUCUGCCGUGCGGGAUGCCCGGGGAGAGGGGAGCGCUCUGCCGUGCGGGAUGCCAGGGGAGAAGGGAGCGCUCUGCCGUGCGGGAUGCCCGGGGAGAGGAGCGCUCUGCCGUGCGGGAUGCCCGGGGAGGGGAGCGCUCUGCCGUGCGGGAUGCCCGGGGAGAGGGGAGCGCUCUGCCGUGCGGGAUGCCAGGGGAGAAGGGAGCGCUCUGCCGUGCGGGAUGCCAGGGGAGAAGGGAGCGCUCUGCCGUGCGGGAUGCCCGGGGAGAGGGGAGCGCUCUGCUGUGCGGGAUGCCCGGGGCUGCUCCCUGGGUGAGCACUGCCGAGACUCGGGGUCUGUCCGCACUCAGCCACGCCAGGAUGGAGUGGUGCCGAGUGCGGUGACGGAUGGCCAGAACUGGGAUAAAUGAUAAGGAGGUCGUGGGAGGGAAAGCAGCGCCAGGUGAUGAGAGGUGACAGGGCUUGGGGUCCCUCUGGGAUAAAUGGUACCGGACGCGGCAUCUCCAGGAGCUGCGGGCUGGUCUGGAUUCAGUGGUAUCCCCCCAGAGCCUGGGGGUGUCUCUGCGGCCUGUGACCGAGACCAGCAGUGCGGGGGCGGGAUGUGCUGCGCCGUCAGCCUCUGGAUCCGCAGCCUGAGGAUGUGCACCCCCAUGGGAAACCUGGGAGACGAGUGCCACCCCUUGAGUCACAGAGUGCCCUUCUCCGGGCGGCGGAUGCACCACACCUGCCCGUGCCUGCCGGGCCUGGCCUGCCUCAGGACUGCUCCCAGCAGAUUCAGGUGCUUGCCAGACUUCAGAAAAGAAGAUGUCUUUUUUUAGCAGGAACUGUUCUGCACUAGAAAGAGCCGCUCAGUAUUUUCGUUCUCUCCUUGUUGUGACAAAAAGAAAGGGUUACUGGCCAGGGGAAACCCUGCAGCACUUUCCUGCCUCGCCAACAUCAGCUGGAGACGAGACGCUGCUGUUGUGGCCAAAGUUUUCAGGAGGGACUUGCAGUGGAGAAUGGAUGAUUUCAUUUUGGGGUGGCCAAACAACAUCUGCUAAAGCAAAACUCAUUUUGAUGGCAGGGGCUUGACCGUUCCUGAAUCAUUUUCUGGGCUUCAUGGUUCUAGUUUAACCCCAGAAUGAAAAAAAUCCAAGUUUAUUGCCAGUUUUGGAAAAAUUUGGCCACAUUGUUACACUUUGGAAGACCUGAAUUGAACUGAGAGUUGGAUAACUGCAUAGUGUGAAGCAUAUGACAAUUGACAAAAGAACUGUAUUUGCAUUGCAUUUAAUAUCUUUAUUAAUAUAAUUUUAUUUGUAAGUUAGGCACACCUCUAAGGUAAAGGUUUAACCAAUUGAUGUAGUUUUUACCCUUUUAAAAAGUGGCAGGUGGAAACAAAACAUUUCAGGAUUCAGAGCAUUAAAAGAUUUACUUAUUUUAGUGUUCUAAGAUGAGAAGUUGUUGUUACUUGAAUUGGUGUAAAACUACCUGAUCAUCUCAAACUAUGUAUUAAGAUGUAGUUUAUAUUAAAGAAAAAAGGAACCCUGAAGUUUAUUUUAAUAGGCU